Microthlaspi erraticum is the source of this 1443-nucleotide messenger RNA. Lineage: Eukaryota; Viridiplantae; Streptophyta; Magnoliopsida; Brassicales; Brassicaceae. The record is from the annotation of a GenBank genome assembly.
AUGGCAAAACGUAACGCAAGGAUCGAUGAUGGGUUCACGGAGAUGUUCAGUAAGGAGAUUGGUUUCUCUCAUCCUAGGUCCGUCUCUCGUCGAAUCUCCGCUUCUGAGGGGAUAGUGAAGAAACUGGACCUUUACGGCAAGUUAGAUGGGCAUGAGGGAUGUGUGAAUGCCGUGGAGUUCAAUUCCACCGGCGAUAUUCUUGUUUCCGGUUCCGAUGACCGACAAAUCAAGCUCUGGAACUGGUUGCAUGGAAGCAUGACAUUGUCGUAUCCCUCUGGCCACUGUGAAAAUGUGUUCCAGACUAAGUUCAUACCUUUCACUGAUGACAUGACAAUCAUAACAUCUGGCGCUGAUGGACAAGUAAGACUUGGUCAGAUCCUAGAAAAUGGUAAAGUGGAGACAAAACGGUUAGGGAGGCACCACGGUCGCGUGUACAAGCUCGCUGUUUUGCCUGGAGAUCCAAACGUAUUCUACAGCUGCGGUGAAGAUGGUUUUGUUCAACAUUUUGAUAUACGAAGCAACAGCGCCGCUAUGGUUUUGUAUGCCUCGCCGUUCGCACAAGGCUGCAGGAGACAUCACUCCAGCAGUAGAAUAAGACUCAACUCCAUUGCAAUAGAUCCGAGGAACACACAUUAUCUUGCCGUAGGUGGUUCUGAUGAGUACGCAAGAGUCUUCGACACUAGAAGAGGACAACUAGCUCCAGUGUGUCGUCACGUCUUACCAGACGCGCCUGUCAACACUUUCUGCCCUCGUCAUCUCCGGGAAACCUGCAGCGUCCACAUCACAGGAUUGGCGUAUUCCAAAGCCGGAGAGCUACUUGUCUCUUACAACGACGAACACGUGUAUCUGUUUGAGAAGAACAUGGGUUACGGUUCGACGCCUGUUGGUGUCUCUGCUGAGAAACUGCAAGAGAUUGGAGACCCACAGGUGUACACAGGGCACAGGAACGCACAGACGGUUAAAGGAGUGAGCUUUUUCGGUCCAAAUGAUGAAUACGUGAUGAGUGGUUCGGACUGCGGUCACAUCUUUAUGUGGAAGAAGAAAGGAGGUAAGCUUGUGCGAGCAAUGGUUGGUGAUAGGCGAGUGGUGAAUCAGCUCGAGUCUCACCCACACAUACCGGUUCUUGCGUCUUGUGGGAUUGAGAAGAGCGUUAAGCUCUGGACGCCGAUGUCAAGCGAUGUUCUUUCUCUCCCUGAAAGCGUCGAAAAGGUGAUGGAAUCGAACAAGGUGGGAAGAGAAGACCAUUCGAGGGUGACGCUCACUCCUGACGUAAUCAUGCAUGUUCUCCGGCUACAGAGACGUCAGACAUCGGCUUUUACAGAGAGAAGAUACAUUUUAGCGGAGAAUGAUGACAGUGAUGAUGGAAAUGAAGCUCAGUUGAUUUCAGGGUUGGUCGCCGCCGGCGAUGAUGAGUCUUCAGAAAGAGAAUGUACUGUGAGCUGA